Messenger RNA from Diospyros lotus (date-plum), 1915 nucleotides. RefSeq lists its product as uncharacterized. The coding region runs from base 229 to 1605 and encodes 458 amino acids. The record is from RefSeq and is a predicted model, not a curated record. Gene Ontology annotation, cellular component: plasma membrane. The transcript is spliced from 8 exons. Lineage: Eukaryota; Viridiplantae; Streptophyta; Magnoliopsida; Ericales; Ebenaceae.
UUUCCCCCUUUCACACUUCUGUCGUACUGUUCCAAACACAGCCUUGGUAUUCAUGGCGCCUUCCUGUCCCAGCUCCCUCUCUCCGUUCCUUCUCUCUCGCGCUUCCAACCAUUUUCACUGAAUGUAUUCUCCGACAGAGUUCUCGAGAAGUUUCCAUCUUUCAUAUUUGCUGAAACUUUUUACCAUUUUUGACUGUUCGUCGUUUUUGGUGUAAGCAAAAGAGCAGGCAUGGGACUUGGGGCGGUUCAAUUCGUUCGAAGGCUGAAUUCCAGCCUUCUUAAUUUGCUCCUGUUGUUUCUCUGCCUCCAUGAAUCUUGCUGUAGUCCAAUGCAUUACCUGAAAAGUUUAAUGACAAUGGAAACAAAUACAGGCCCUUUUCUGCCUGAAAUUUCCCCAAGCGCAGCUCCUGGGCCCCUUUUGCCCGUUCUUGCACCUUCACCACUGGCACCAUUCACAAAUAGCACUAUACCUAAAUUGUCAGGACUAUGUAUAUUCGACUUUGCUGCCAUUGACAGUAUGAUGAGUAUGACAUCAAUUGAUUGCCUAGGUGUAUUUGCACCAUUUCUAGCUAAUGUAAUCUGUUGCCCUCAGUUGGAAGCCACUUUAGCAGUUCUUGUAGGCCAAUCUAGCAAACAUACCAAUGUGCUUGCUGUGAAUGGGACACUAGCAAACCAUUGCCUAUCAGAUAUUGAGCAGAUUCUGGUUGGUCAGGGUGCUAGUGAUAGUCUGCAACAAAUAUGCUCACUGCAUUCUUCAAACCUCACUGCAGGUUCUUGCCCAGUCAAAGAUGUUUAUGACUUUGAGAGCACAGUGAAUGUUACAGAGCUCCUUGACGCCUGUAAAAAGAUUGAUCCUGUGAAUGAAUGCUGUAAUGAAAUUUGUCAGAAUGCUAUAUCAGAAUCUGCUGAAAAGCUUGCGUUAAAAGCCUAUGGUCUUUUGGGCAUGGAUGGGUCUCGCACCGUUUCUGACCAGUCAACUAGAAUUAAUCACUGUAAAGUUAUAGUACACAGAUGGUUGGCACGUAAACUUGAUCCUUAUCAUGCAAAGGACAUUCUUAGAGGUCUAUCCAAUUGCAAAGUCAACAAAGUUUGCCCUUUGGUUUUUCCCAGCAUGAGUCAUGUAACCAAGAGCUGUGGAGAUAGCAUGAGGAACCAGACAGCUUGUUGCAAUGCAAUGGAGAGCUAUGUUUCUCACUUGCAAAAACAGAGUUUUACGACAAACUUACAAGCUUUAAAUUGUGCUGCAUUUCUUGGCAUGAAACUACAGAAAGCAAAUAUUACUGAAAAUGUCUAUAACAUCUGUCACAUUAGCCUGAAGGAUUUUUCACUUCAAGCUGGAAUUCAAGAAUCUGGAUGCCUUUUGCCAAGUUUGCCGUCCGAUGCAACAUUUGACAGAUAUUCAGGAAUCAGCUUCCUUUGUGAUUUGAAUGACAACAUUCCUGCUCCUUGGCCCUCUACUUCACAGAUACCAGCUUCUUCAUGCAAUAAAACAAUCAAAUUGCCUGCACUUCCUGCUGCAGCAUCUGGGCAAAGUGGUCUCUACGAUGCAGAUUCGCGGGCUUGGCUGCUCUUUGCGGUGGCGGCAGCUCUCAUGGUUGUCCUGUAAAUUCCAGUUGAGACAAAAAUUGACGGAACUUGAGUUUCUCAGGCCUUGCAGAAGAACAAGUAAGAAUUAGUUGAAGUUAGAUGAAGGAAGCUCUCACCCCCUUCAAUCCAACAGAGUUACAGACCAAGGUAAAUCUAAGUUUGAGCUCAUCAUCACCCUCUAUUCAUCAUUCAUGCAAGCUUCCUACAAUAAAAUCUGUAUAGCAGCUUUAAGAAAAUCUAUGAAAUUGCCAUGUAAAUCCAGAAUGGGUAGCUGUGUUGUAAGGAUAAUCCUCCCCUUAAUUCAUGACUAAUUUCUGUUUCUCUUUGCA